GUGAAUUGUUUCCCCCGGAGCUGCGUUUAGAGUGCAGAUUCAUCUCUCUGUCAUGGCGCAUUGAAAACGACCUCCUGAUAAAGAGUUUCUUUUCUUCUCCGUCAUACUUCAGCAGAAUUAGCAUCGAGUUGGGAUCGAGCUCGCCGCACUGCGAGAAGAAAACGCGCCGCGCAGGACUGAGAGGAACCGAGGACGCGGAGUGAGCUAGCUAGCUUAGCCGGGGCUGUGUAACGGUGCUAUGGCGGAGGUAGCGGGGCCGUCCAGUGAGACGAUCACGGAGACGGUGCAGACGGGAACACCGCCGCCGCCCCAGCAGGAAGGAAGAAGCUUGACCAUCAAGCUCCGAAAGAGGAAGACUGAGAAGAAGGUCGAGUGGUCCAGCGAUACGGUGGAUAACGAACACAUGGGUCGCAGGUCCUCCAAGUGUUGCUGCAUUUACGAGAAGCCGCGGCAGUUUGGCGAGUCGUCCUCAGAGAGCGAAGGGGAAGACGAGGAAGGAUGCGGCAGCGCGCACUGCAUCCUGGGCCACGGCAAAGGACAGGGACAGAGAGGCAGCGACGGCGGCGGCAGCGGCGGUUCCACUACGCCCCCUAGCUCUGGUGGAACAAACCCUCACUAAUCAGGAAUGAAAGCUGGUGGCGGAAAAAAAAAAAAAAAACGGGUGGACGUGCCCAUAAUUUUACAUCCGACUACUCACAUUGAUAUAAAGUCACUGCGUCGCUGUGUUUUAAAUUGCGGUCCGAUGCAGAGCAGAAGCGUUUAGAUAAUAUAAUGCAGGUUGAUUUCUUUUUAAUCUUUUUUUUAUUUUUUUUUGCUGCCAUUGUGAUUUAGUAAGAAAUCUUUCGAAUAUUGUCUGUUUUUGGGGAUUUGUUGUACAUAAGAUAUAGGUUUUAAUUAUUUUGUAUUUUUUUUUGUAUAUUUUUUUGCUGCAACGUUAAGCUCGGUUCUGUCUCAUUUUAAUUCAAGUAAAACAAUCGAGACGCCUCGGUGAAGCUCGACCAAGCGAUUAUCGUUAAAAAUACUGAAUAAAUGAAUAAAAACAUUUGGGGGGAAAAAGAGUAGAUCGAUUAGACGAUGAUUUAGAAAACAUUCCAUUCCAAAGACUUGAGGUGGAACGAGGCCACGGUGCCCUGGUGCUCGAGCGACAGAUCGUAAUAGUGUUAUAGCGAGAGAUAUUCGAGCGUAUGGAAUUUCGCUUUUCGUUUUAUUUCCAUCCCUUUCGUGAUUAAGUGAUGCACUUCCUCCCCGGUGCGAUGUUGACGUUAAUAUGUUUUCGCUCGUUCACGUUUUUUCUUUACGUCAUCGCGUUUCUCACUCUACCGAUUGGUUUUUUUUUUAGACAAUCAGACAAGCAAAGCUAAUAAAAGCAUCGUGCAUGUACGUACCGACGGCAGGAAGCUUCACAGUGGCGCCGAAAUGACGUCUGUAUUCAGGAAGACAAAAAAUGGAUCGAAGGACAGAACGUUCCAACCAGAACCAUACGAGAAAACAUUGUAGAAUCCCAGUGAUGUCAGCAUGUUCAGUAAUAAACCGAUGAAAAAGUGUUUGGUA
This is a messenger RNA of Silurus meridionalis, 1551 nucleotides long. It is a transcript of the gene ppp1r11, whose product is annotated as protein phosphatase 1, regulatory (inhibitor) subunit 11. The coding region runs from base 239 to 619 and encodes 126 amino acids. The transcript has 3 exons. Gene Ontology annotation, molecular function: protein serine/threonine phosphatase inhibitor activity; protein phosphatase 1 binding. The record is from RefSeq and is a predicted model, not a curated record. Gene Ontology annotation, cellular component: nucleus. NCBI's taxonomy places the organism in Eukaryota, Metazoa, Chordata, Actinopteri, Siluriformes, Siluridae.